Messenger RNA from Salvelinus namaycush (lake trout), 956 nucleotides. It is a transcript of the gene mdp1, whose product is annotated as magnesium dependent phosphatase 1. The record is from RefSeq and is a predicted model, not a curated record. The transcript is spliced from 6 exons. Bases 143 to 628 code for a protein of 161 amino acids. Gene Ontology annotation, molecular function: acid phosphatase activity. Lineage: Eukaryota; Metazoa; Chordata; Actinopteri; Salmoniformes; Salmonidae.
UUCCGCAUUUAGAUCUUCUGAGCACAUAACCCCAACUACCACACUGGAUGUAACUAGCUAGUCGUAGAUUUGACGAUUAUUAGUGUGAGUUAGCUACUAGAUAAUUUAAACAGUUACUGCUUAACUCAAGAAAUAGCUAGCUAUGUCCAAACCAAAGUUUGUUGUGUUUGACCUGGAUUAUACUCUUUGGCCCUUCUGGGUGAGUAGCUAUGUGGACCCACAAUUUCACAAAGACAAAGAGGGAGUGGUGUUGAAUGCAAGGAGGGAGAAAAUCCAACUGUACCCGGAAACGGUGGACAUAUUGACUUCUCUACAUGGCCAAGGGAUCCAGAUUGGAGUGGCAUCACGCACAGAUGAGGUGGAUGGAGCCAAUCAGCUGUUGUCCCUCUUCAAUCUCAACCAAUACAUAUCCUUCAAGGAAAUAUACCCGGGGUCAAAGGUCCCUCACUUCAAAAAGCUCCAGGCAGACAGUGGAUUCAAAUUCAGUGAGAUGAUGUUCUUUGAUGACGAACACAGGAACAUCACAGCAGUCAGUCGACUAGGUGUGCACUGUGUUCUGGUCCCUGAAGGAGUGACUAUGAAAUUAGUCAAUGAAGCGCUUCUGCAGUUCUCCCAGGGUGCAAAAUGAGGACUUCAGGACAGAGAUGAUGCAAUACAUAUAGAGUGCCUUGCAAAAGUAUUCAUCCCCCUUGGCGUUUUUCCUAUUUUGUUGCAUUACAACCUGUAAUUUAAAUUUAUUUUUAUUUGGAUUUCAUGUAAUGGACAUACACAAAAUAGUCCAAAUUGGUAGAGUGAAAUUUAAAAAAUAACUUAUUUAAAAAAAUAAUAAUCUAAAAAUAGAAAAGUGGUGCGUGCAUAUGUAUUCACCCCCUUUGCUAUGAAGCCCCUAAAUAAGAUAUGGUUCAACCAAUUACCUUCAGAAUUCACAUAAUUACUUAAAUAAAGUCCACCUGUGU